Messenger RNA from Aspergillus chevalieri, 1473 nucleotides. RefSeq lists its product as uncharacterized. The coding region runs from base 1 to 1473 and encodes 490 amino acids. The transcript has 8 exons. Lineage: Eukaryota; Fungi; Ascomycota; Eurotiomycetes; Eurotiales; Aspergillaceae. The record is from RefSeq and is a predicted model, not a curated record.
AUGAAUGCUAUCACACUGGUUCUGUUCAAAGGAGAACUCACCGAAGGCGAACAUCGGAAGUACUGGAUUUUCAUCACCAACAUUUGUGCCAUCUCUAGGUUCUGUUUGGAAACGGUGCCCGAUCUUAAAACGGAGGUGAAGAAUUAUGUGAAACAUAUGGAACUUGGUGAUGCGUUGCUCGCGUUUAUUUUGGACGGGCCGCACCCAAGCCUACUACCACAGAAUAGCAUACCCUCGCCUUGGAACAAAGCAAAUUCAAAAGGGCCUGCAACUGAGCCUAAUCUGGUCAAACAGCAGCCCGAGGCAUCCGGCUCUAGUACCCCCGUUGGGCAACAGCAAUCAGUGGACAUGGCAUAUCUAGAGGGUGCCAAAGGACAGUCUACUCGCCUAAACCAUCCACCGCAAACUGUCCAACGUCCAGUGCUGGCAGAUAGCGCCCCUAUUCACCAGCCGUCUAACCAGCAACCUCCGCAGGAGCACAGUCUAAAUGAGCAAUUGUCUCCAACUCAGGGCACUGCUGGGCCCAAAUUCACAUCAUUUAGGCAGCAACCACCGUCGGGGUUGAAUACAGCAUCAGCACCAGCUUUAGCCCAAGCCACUGGGGAACAGAAUUCCCUCCCAACCACCCAAUUCCCGUUCACGGUGCAACCGGGGCAAGUGUCCCAAUAUGCCUCCAAUACUAUUAAUCAGGGCAGCAGCAACCCUGUUCAACCGCUUCCAACUUCAUCAACAGUACAGCAAUUUCCACAGGGUAGCCAUCCUGUUAUGAACCCGGGGGUGCAACCUUUGAUGGCCCAACCAUUCCAGAUGCAUAAUGCCCAACAGUCCCAUGCCACUCCGUUGAACGUCGCCUCAAAGCAAUUACAGACACCUGCCGCUCAUCCCGUACCCACACAGGUACAUUCCGGCCAGCCGACUGGUCUAGGAUGGGCGGGACAGUCACAAGUGCCACCACCAACUAUGCAAUCACACCAAGGCCCUGUUGUCCCGAGCAACGGCUCCCAGCCAACCACAUUUUUCCCUGGCUCCCAAUGGGCCACAAUUCCACCCGGUUUUACACAAACCUCAAGUCAAGGUACGGUGCCAGUGCAACAGGGGAGUAUCACCCUUCCUACACAGGCUUUAUCCCAACCACACGGCCAACCUGGGACAAACAUGUUCACUCAACCACCUGCGACACAAUCCCAGACAGAAGCUGAUGCCCUCAGCCAUGACUUGGAUGAUGGCCGCUCCUCCAGUCAGGCAUCAGAAGGUGAAUCACAAAAUACACUUGCAGAUAAGGCCGGCUUUUCAGUGACCUGUGUUAAGUUGCUGGAGGUUCUUGCUAAUGGGCUGAGCGGGAUCAGUGAAGUGCGAUUAGACCUGGACCGGGUCAUGGAAGAUAUCAGGACAUUGCACCAGAACAUAGAGCGGAACAAAGAGGAUGUGAGGUACGGUGUCUCCAAUGCUCCAAUGUCAACUACAGCAACAUGA